CCCGAAUCCUGGGACACUGAUGUUCGAGAAACUCGGGCUCUCACCGCGACCCAGUUACAGCGUCAAUGGGCUGUGCGAGAACGGCCUCGGUAACUCCUUUCAAGUAGAUUCAGCUUAGGGCCUAUCCGUUAAUUGAUGCGCGCCUUGGCGACUCCAUUGCGGUUCUUUCGCACAUAUGCGACGAACCGGAGGCCGAGACUCGAUGCGGCGCUGAGUUUGGACCAUUUCAUUCAACGAACACGGGUCUUGUCCUUCUACAGGGCCAUCAUCCGGAGCACACGCAAAAUCCCAGACACCAAGACUCGCGCUGAGACGCGCAAGUUUGUGAGGGACGAGUUUGAGAGACAUCGCGACGUCAAGGACCUUGGCCAUAUACGGUAUCUCCUGUCGACAGGCAAGACGGAGUGGGAGAACAUGGAGAGGUACAUUAACGGCAUGUAAAAAAAGACAGACAGGUUCCAACCCUCCGGCCCCAGUCAGCUCUACCUUGUCCCCGCAAUCCGUUGCCAAUUCGUGCCGCAAUGGGUCUAUUUUUUCUUUGACGCUCUGCGUAGGUUGUCUCAUCCAGCGGAUGGACCACGGCUGAUUGAGCCGAGUUGUAAAGCCCCAAUCCUUGUCACACCGUCCUCGGCCACUCUAUACCCCGUUGCGCGUAUCGUACAAGAACCCGGCUCCCAGUGGUAUCAGAACAGACGCUUGUUGCAGAACAUCACCGCUUACCCCUGGCGCUGCUUAUGCCUCGGGUUCGCAGGGCAUAUGAUGUAGAGAUAACCAUUGUGCCGCUUGUUCGCUUUCCGCCGGACGAC
This is a messenger RNA of Thermothelomyces thermophilus ATCC 42464, 806 nucleotides long. RefSeq lists its product as uncharacterized. The record is from RefSeq and is a predicted model, not a curated record. Lineage: Eukaryota; Fungi; Ascomycota; Sordariomycetes; Sordariales; Chaetomiaceae. Gene Ontology annotation, cellular component: mitochondrion. The transcript has 3 exons. Bases 136 to 441 code for a protein of 101 amino acids.